This is a messenger RNA of Branchiostoma belcheri (Belcher's lancelet), 868 nucleotides long. Its product is annotated as thymidine kinase 2, mitochondrial-like. Gene Ontology annotation, molecular function: ATP binding; deoxynucleoside kinase activity. Gene Ontology annotation, biological process: nucleobase-containing compound metabolic process. Lineage: Eukaryota; Metazoa; Chordata; Leptocardii; Amphioxiformes; Branchiostomatidae. Gene Ontology annotation, cellular component: mitochondrion; cytoplasm. Bases 109 to 858 code for a protein of 249 amino acids. The transcript is spliced from 10 exons. The record is from RefSeq and is a predicted model, not a curated record.
GGUAAAAGGUCAUAUGUUACAAAAGAUCACAAAACAGUGCGGGCAUGCCUGGGCAAAGUACUGGUUAAAACGUAUAUAAAUGCAUCGCUACACCUCACAUUAAGGACGAUGUUCACGAAAGCAGCAUUCCGAGGAGGCUGGACGAUCUUUGGGUCCAGGAAAUGUCUGGAUAAAGUGCGGAGACAGGUCACAUGGAAGAUGACUGCACUCCAUCCAUCCAGGUCUAUAACGGUUGCAAUAGAGGGUAACAUUGGCAGUGGGAAGACAACUUUCUUGGACCAUUUUUCCAAGACCAAAGGAAUUGAGGUAAUACAGGAACCAGUGGACAUGUGGAGAAAUGUCAGAGGACACAAUACACUGGCUCUGAUGUACUCAGACCCAAAGAGAUGGAGUUUUGCAUUCCAAUCCUAUGUGCAGCUGACCAUGUUAGACAUCCACACAAGAAAACAGAAAUCCCUCAUCAGAAUGAUGGAACGUUCCAUCUACAGUGCAAAGUACUGCUUUGUGGAGAACAUGCAUGAAAGUGGAAACAUGACUGAUGCGGAGUAUGUGGUCCUGACAGAGUGGUUUGACUGGAUUUUGGCCAAUCAGAAGGUCCAGAUUGACUUGAUCGUAUACUUAAAGACAUCCCCAGAAGUCUGCCACCAGAGAAUUAAACAGAGAUGUCGAGAAGAGGAGAAGGCCAUUCCACUGGAUUACUUACAGGCCCUCCACAGUGCACAUGAAGACUGGUUAACCCACAAGAAGUUCCCAACUCCUGCACCUGUCCUGGUACUGAAUGGAGACCACAACUUGAGUGACAUGUACAGUGUGUUUGAAAAGAACAGACACAAGAUUCUGCUGGGCCAAAAUUUGUGAGACAACGAAC